CCAUGCCACCGUUUCAUUUCUUGUAGUCCAUGGCCAUGCCAUCGUUUCAUUUUAUGCAGUCCAUGGCCAUGCCAUCGUUUCAUUUUUUGCAGUCCAUGGCCAUGCCAUCUCCCGCAUUUUUUGCAGUCCAUGGCCAUGCCAUCGUUUCAUUUUUUGCAGUCCAUGGCCAUGCCAUCUUCCGCAUUUUUUGCAGUCCAUGGCCAUGCCAUCUCCCGCAUCUUUUGGUGGCUGAUCUGUGCCUCGACCGUACGGUCCAUGGCGUUGCCAGCAAUUAAUUUAAAUUAA
This is a messenger RNA of Trichoplax adhaerens, 285 nucleotides long. RefSeq lists its product as uncharacterized. Lineage: Eukaryota; Metazoa; Placozoa; Uniplacotomia; Trichoplacea; Trichoplacidae. The annotation marks the transcript as partial. The transcript has a single exon. The record is from RefSeq and is a predicted model, not a curated record.